AUGUUAGGCAAGAAAGAACACUCGUCGGAUCAAUGGUGGGAGAAGGCCUUCGAUAACCAGCUCAAGAACCUCGAUGUGUCUGGCGGCGGCGCAUCCGGCGAAGUUACGGUAAAGCAGACUGCGCCGAUCUCAACCGCAAUUGGAAUGGAGAAAAUGGCGAAGUACUAUAUCCGCUUUGUGAAGGGUGGAAUACUGGAGGGAGAAGUUGAGAAAAUGGUGAAGGAAGUUGAGGAAAUCCCGGAAGAUAUCUCAACAGCCAGUGAAGCAGAGAGGAAGCUUCAGAGAAAGAAAGAGAAGAGGGCAAAGAAGGAAAAAAAGAGUAAGCGGGAUAAAAAGCGGAAGACUGGCACGGUGAAGGAGGAGAGUAAAGAGGAGCGAAGCGAGAGAAAACGGUUGAAACGGUUGGUGCAGAAAGAGCUGGAGCUCUUGAAGCUUGGGAAGUGA
This is a messenger RNA of Morchella sextelata, 444 nucleotides long. RefSeq lists its product as uncharacterized. The transcript has a single exon. Lineage: Eukaryota; Fungi; Ascomycota; Pezizomycetes; Pezizales; Morchellaceae. The record is from RefSeq and is a predicted model, not a curated record. Bases 1 to 444 code for a protein of 147 amino acids.